AUGGCAACGCGGCCAGAGAGAGAUAUUGAAGAGAUGGCCAAGGGAUGGUCCAAAGCCAUGGGGUUCUCCAAGGCCCGAUUACAGCGCGUGCACGAUCUUGCAGAAGAUCAACUUGACGACGCCAUCAAUGCCGGUCAUCUGGUUCUUGAGAAUGUGUGUUUGUUUAUUCAUGCAUGCGUAAGGCAUGGACAAUUCCGACCUCCUCUGAACUUUUGGCAAGUUCUUCAUUCUGAGUACGGUAUUAUCGUAUAUCCUUCUGCAUUCCAGGAGGACAUAAAUAUCCCAGGAUUGGGCAUCGAAGUGACAUUUACGGAGGCAUAUCGGGGCCAUAUUAUGAUGUAUGGUGGAACACGCACCAAGUAUCCUCCUCGCUGCCCCUUUGAGUUCAUGCAAGAACCACCACCGGUCUACCAGGAGGAAACACCAAAGAUGGAAGCAUAA
Messenger RNA from Fusarium venenatum, 441 nucleotides. RefSeq lists its product as uncharacterized. Lineage: Eukaryota; Fungi; Ascomycota; Sordariomycetes; Hypocreales; Nectriaceae. The record is from RefSeq and is a predicted model, not a curated record.